Sarcophilus harrisii (Tasmanian devil) is the source of this 347-nucleotide messenger RNA. It is a transcript of the gene MRPL52, whose product is annotated as mitochondrial ribosomal protein L52. Gene Ontology annotation, cellular component: mitochondrial large ribosomal subunit. Bases 133 to 318 code for a protein of 61 amino acids. Gene Ontology annotation, molecular function: structural constituent of ribosome. NCBI's taxonomy places the organism in Eukaryota, Metazoa, Chordata, Mammalia, Dasyuromorphia, Dasyuridae. The record is from RefSeq and is a predicted model, not a curated record. Gene Ontology annotation, biological process: mitochondrial translation. The transcript is spliced from 4 exons.
AGCCCCGAGCGGGCGGGCCGGGCUGGCAGCGCGUGGCGAAUCCAGCAGGGCCUGGCCGCCAGCCCCUCUGGCUAUGGGCCCCUCACGGAGCUACCGGACUGGUCCUAUGCAGAUGGUAGAUGUGCUCCCCCAAUGAAAGGCCAACUCCACAGAAAGGCACAGAGGGAAAAGCUUGCGAGACGGAUUGUGCUGCUGUCCCAAGAAAUGGAUGCAGGAUUGAAGAAGUGGGAGCAACAGCAGCAGGAGAAACGGCAGGAGGAGGAGAAGAAAGGGCAAAACCUGCUGAAGCCCAAAGGGUCUUCCAUGAAGGACCCAUGAAUCAAUAAACCUAACCCCCUUCUUUAGCA